Molecule: messenger RNA, 786 nt
Organism: Nerophis lumbriciformis (worm pipefish)
Lineage: Eukaryota; Metazoa; Chordata; Actinopteri; Syngnathiformes; Syngnathidae
Source: RefSeq, a predicted model, not a curated record
AUGGCCGGGCCGGAGCUCCUGCUGGACUCCAACAUCCGUUUAUGGGUUGUGCUGCCCAUCGUCUUUAUCACCUUCCUUGUGGGCGUCAUCCGACAUUAUGUCACUCAACUACUGCACAGCGACAAGAAGGUGGACCUGGAGCAGCUUUCUGACAGUCAGGUGCUUCUGCGCAGUCGCAUCCUGCGGGAAAAUGGCAAAUACAUCCCCAAACAGUCGUUCACCAUGAGGAAGCACUACUUCAAUGAUGAAGAAACGGGUUUCUUCAAAAAGGUCAAGAGGAAGGUGGUCCCCAAAAACCCAAUGACAGACACAAGCAUGCUGACGGACAUGAUGAAAGGAAACCUGACCAAUGUGCUACCCAUGAUAGUGAUUGGUGGCUGGAUCAACUGGGCUUUCUCCGGAUUUGUCAUAACCAAGGUUCCGUUCCCGUUGACAUUGCGGUUCAAGCCCAUGUUGCAGCGCGGCAUUGACUUGCUCACGCUGGACGCUUCCUGGGUGAGCUCCGCGUCUUGGUAUUUCCUCAACGUGUUUGGCCUCAGAAGCAUGUACAGCCUCAUCUUGGGACAAGACAACGCCGCGGACCAAUCGCGUGUCAUGCAGGACCAGAUGACCGGCGCCGCCAUGGCCAUGCCACCUGACCCCAACAAGGCUUUUAAAAGCGAGUGGGAGGCGUUGGAGAUUGUGGAGCACAAGUGGGCGCUGGAGAACGUGGAAGAGGAGCUCAUGGCCCGAGAGCUCAACUUUGCCGGCAUCUUCAGCCAGGACCUCAAGUCACCUGUCUUCUAA